Macadamia integrifolia is the source of this 699-nucleotide messenger RNA. RefSeq names its product putative pentatricopeptide repeat-containing protein At3g05240. The coding region runs from base 1 to 699 and encodes 232 amino acids. Gene Ontology annotation, molecular function: protein binding; RNA binding. Lineage: Eukaryota; Viridiplantae; Streptophyta; Magnoliopsida; Proteales; Proteaceae. Gene Ontology annotation, biological process: RNA modification. The transcript has a single exon. The record is from RefSeq and is a predicted model, not a curated record.
AUGCGAGACGUCCUAACCGUUGGCAAGCUCAUCGCUGACAUUGCAGUUUCAGAGCCUUCCAACCUUGACUACGCUCGAUCCAUUUUCACUACCCUCGAUUACCCACCAAACACUUUCAUGUGGAAUUCCAUGAUAAGGGGGUAUGCACAUAGCUCCAAACCUGACGGGGCAGUACUCUUGUAUCGAGAGAUGCUUGACAAAGGGUUUUCUCCUAAUAAUUAUACAUACCCUUUUGUUUUCAAGGCGUGCACCCAACUGAUGGACCUCAAUCUUGGGUUGGCUAUUCAUGGGUCUGUUGUUAGACGUGGGUUUGAAGAUUGUGAUGCAUUCAUCCAAACCUCGCUUGUAAAUUUCUACGCCUCAUGUGGGUCUAUAGAUGUUGCACGCCUCUUGUUUGAUCGGUGUCCUGAAAGAGAUGUUACUUCUUGGAAUGCUCUUAUAAAGGGGUAUGUUAGGUGUAACCAAUAUAUGGGUGCAAUUAGUGUGUUUCGGAUGAUGCAAGAUAGGGCGGAUUGUCGGGCUGAUGAGAUUACUCUGCUUGGUGUAGUUUUGGCUUGCACACAGUUGGGAGCAUUGGCUAUGGGUAGAUGGGUUCAUGCCUACAUUGACAAGCAUCUAAUGAAAAUUAGUACAAACAUGGGUACAGCACUUAUUGAUAUGUAUGCAAGAAGAUGUGUGGAAGUAUUGAUGCGGCAAUGA